Suncus etruscus (white-toothed pygmy shrew) is the source of this 1147-nucleotide messenger RNA. It is a transcript of the gene RNASEH2A, whose product is annotated as ribonuclease H2 subunit A. The transcript has 8 exons. Gene Ontology annotation, biological process: mismatch repair; DNA replication, removal of RNA primer. Gene Ontology annotation, molecular function: RNA-DNA hybrid ribonuclease activity; RNA binding. Gene Ontology annotation, cellular component: ribonuclease H2 complex. Bases 243 to 1142 code for a protein of 299 amino acids. The record is from RefSeq and is a predicted model, not a curated record. NCBI's taxonomy places the organism in Eukaryota, Metazoa, Chordata, Mammalia, Eulipotyphla, Soricidae.
GAUCCCGCUCAUUCUGUCCCCCUCCAUCUCGCAGCUGGACAAGCAGCCUCGUGGACUACAAUUCCCAGAAAGCCGCGGGACAGUGACGUCAUCUUCGACGUCCUGUCCACGCGCUGAUUGGUCCAAAUCCCGGAAACUAAGCGCUGAUUGGUCGGGAAACGGCACCCGUGAAAAGCGCGCGCCGAGUCCCGCGCGCCAGCGGAGCUGGAGCUGUUUUCUGCGACUGGCUGGGCCUGGGCGCGAUGGAUCUCAGCGAGCUGGAGAAGGACAAUACGGGCCGCUGUCGCCUCAGCUCGCCAGUCCCCGCCGUGUGCCGCCACGAGCCCUGCGUCCUGGGCAUCGAUGAAGCGGGCCGAGGCCCGGUGCUAGGCCCCAUGGUCUACGCCAUCUGUUACUGCCCCGUCUCCCGCCUGGCAGAUCUGGAGGCCCUGAAAGUGGCAGACUCAAAGACCCUGUCAGAGAGCGAGCGGGAAAGGCUCUUUGCAAACAUGGAGGAGGACAGGGACUUUGUGGGCUGGGCGCUGGACGUGCUAUCUCCAAACCUCAUCUCCACCAGCAUGCUUGGGCGGGUGAAAUACAACCUGAACUCUCUGUCCCAUGACACUGCAGCAGGGCUGGUGCAGUUUGCCCUGGACCAGGGUGUGAAUGUGACCCAGGUCUUUGUGGACACGGUGGGACCCCCGGAGUCGUACCAGAAGCGGCUGCAGCAGUGUUUUCCCGGCAUUGAGGUGACCGUCGCAGCGAAAGCCGAUGCCCUGUACCCCGCAGUCAGCGCUGCCAGCAUCUGUGCCAAGGUGGCCCGAGACCGCGCCGUGAAGAGCUGGCGAUUUGUAGAGGAGCUGGAGGAGCUGGACUCUGAGUAUGGCUCUGGUUACCCCAAUGAUCCCAAGACCAAAGCCUGGUUGCGGAAGCACGUGGAUCCGGUGUUUGGGUUCCCCCAGUUCGUCCGCUUCAGCUGGAGCACAGCCCAGAGCCUCUUGGAGAAGGAGGCCCAGAGUGUCCAGUGGGAGGACUCCCCUGCAGAAGAGCAGAAGGGCCUGGCCCGCAUCACUUCGUACUUCGGUGAUGGCCCCCGCACUCGUGCCCGCCUCCCUCACCGCUUCUUCCAGGAGCGUGGCCUGGAGCCGGCCAUCACCCUCUAGGGGGA